AUGAGUAAGGCAAAUGAAAUCAAACUUGUCGUUAUUGGCGAUGGUGCCGUCGGCAAGACUUCACUGUUAUCAGUUCUCAAGGGCGAGCCAUUCCCAGAGAGAUAUGUUCCAACAGUUUUCGAUAACUACGCUUUAGAUGUUACACACAACAACAAGCCAUACAGGCUUCACAUUUGGGAUACAGCCGGCCAGGAUGAAUUCGAUAGACUUCGUCCAUUAUCCUAUCAAGAUGCAAAAGUAAUUCUUAUUUGUUUCGAGCUUGAUAAACGUGCAAGCUUUUCAAACUUAUCUGAUCGUUGGAUUGCUGAAGUUAACUAUUUCUGCAAGGAAGUCAAAAUGAUUCUCGUAGGUUGCAAAGCUGACCUUAGAGAACAGUCAAAUGAAAGCGUUAGUGAUGAAGAGGCCCUUGCCUUUGCAAAGCAGCAUGGUGGCAUCCCAUAUAUCGCCACAUCUGCUCGUACUGGCCUUAACGUAGAUAAAGUCUUCCCAACCGCUAUUGAUAUUACUUCAAUUAAGAAGAAAGGAUGCGAACUUAUAUAA
Trichomonas vaginalis G3 is the source of this 540-nucleotide messenger RNA. Its product is annotated as small GTPase mediated signal transduction. Bases 1 to 540 code for a protein of 179 amino acids. NCBI's taxonomy places the organism in Eukaryota, Parabasalia, Trichomonadida, Trichomonadidae. The record is from RefSeq and is a predicted model, not a curated record. Gene Ontology annotation, molecular function: GTP binding; GTPase activity. Gene Ontology annotation, biological process: small GTPase-mediated signal transduction. The transcript has a single exon.